AUGAAUUCUUCUAUGCUUUUGAUCGAUUUCCCGUCAGAGAGUGAAGCCGAUGAAGAUGGUGGAGGAGGGGAAUGCGAGGAUGGCACUUGUUUCUGUCAUUCAAAGAGUCCAAGCCGUGAAGCGGUCUCUCGCAGUAAUCGUCGUCAAAUGGUUGAGAUCAGUCUCGAUUCACCGCAUCCAAAUAUUUUGCCACCAUUUAACAUUUUA
This is a messenger RNA of Mesorhabditis belari, 207 nucleotides long. Lineage: Eukaryota; Metazoa; Nematoda; Chromadorea; Rhabditida; Rhabditidae. The record is from the annotation of a GenBank genome assembly.